AUCAGCAAGCAGCGCCGUACAGGAGCUCCCCGAAACACUGUUGUUCAGUUCCGCCAGGGAGAGGAGAGUUGGCGGGAACGGAUUGGCUUCGGCCAGAUGCUUGUAAUUUGGAAUAGCAGCAAACCCUAGUUCGUAAGAGGAGAUCGAAAGAGUGGCUCUCACACACAGCGUCUCGUCUUAUCCUCCUCCUCCUCCUCGUCUUCGGCGAGCUCAGGCCUUCCCCACCGAGUUCGCCGCAUCCGCUUCAAUGUCGAGCCGGCCCGCCGGCCGCCGCUCGUCGGCGUCGGCCACGGCGGAGACCGCCGGCGCUAAGGCUGCCAAGGCAGCGUCGCUGGAAAACAGGCGGGCCGCCCUGGGAAAUCUCACCAACGUUGCCGGCGGGAGGACCGGCGCGGCCGAUGUGAAAUCCAGUUCAUCCAACUCAGUAGCCUAUGUGAAGAAGGGGAAUUCUGCUAGCCUUCCCAACGUGAACAGGAAAGUGGCUUCUGCCACAAAACCAACUUUCGACCGGUUUGAGCGAGCAAUAUCGCACCAUGGCAAUGCCCUUCAGAAGGAGAAUGUUUGUCGCCUAUCUGUGCCAACGUUGGCGCCCCAUGGCAGUUGGCCCGGCCUGUCUCAUGAUUCUGUUUCUAUGGAGGACGAUAUGCUAACAUGCAAUUCAGUGGAAAGCCCUGGUCCUCCAUUCCUUGACAAUGCAGCUUCUUCAGUGGCAACUUCCUUGCGCCGUUGUGCGAAUGAUAAACUUCCUGUAUCUGGCAAUAGGGACACCACAGUAUCUAGAUGGAGAAAACAUUGUCCUACCCCAAUCGAAAACGACAAUAUCUUUGAGAUUGAAACGCACUGCAAGGAUCCAGAAUUGUGUUCAACUAUUGCUUGUGACAUUUACAAGCACUUGCGUGAAGCUGAGACCAAGAAAAGGCCUUCACCAGAUUUUCUGGAAACCACACAGAAGGAUAUUGACGCAAGCAUGAGGGCAGUACUUAUAGACUGGCUUGUGGAAGUCACAGAAGAAUAUCGUCUUGUUCCUGAAACCUUAUACCUCACAGUCAGUUAUAUUGAUCGGUAUCUUUCUAGCAAAGAGAUCAAUCGAGAUAAGCUGCAGUUACUUGGUGUCGCCUGCUUGCUUAUAGCUGCUAAGUAUGAAGAGAUAUGUCCACCCCAAGUAGAAGAGCUCUGCUAUAUUACCGACAAUACAUACAUAAAGGAUGAGGUUCUGCGAAUGGAAGCUUCUAUCCUGGGUUGCUUGAAGUUUGAGAUGACUGCACCUACAGGAAAAUGUUUUUUGAGGAGAUUUCUGCAUGCUGCUCAAGUAUGUCAUGAGGGCCCAGCUUUGCAUCUUGAGUUCCUAGCUAGCUACAUUACUGAGUUGUCACUUCUGGAGUACAGCUUACUUUGCCAUGUACCUUCACUGAUAGCUGCCUCUUCAAUUUUCUUGGCGAAUUUUAUCCUUAAGCCAACAAAGAAUCCUUGGAAUACCACUCUUUCCUAUCACACACAAUACAAACCAUCCACAUUACGCGAUUGUGUAAAGGUACUACACCGGCUUUUCCGUGUUGGCCUUGGAAGCAACCUCCCUGCAAUUAGAGAAAAGUACAGCCAACACAAGUACAAAUUUGUAGCGAAAAAGUACUGCCCGCCAUCGAUUCCAGCCAACUUCUUCCAAGAUGCUAGCAGUUAGAACUUGGAACAUCAGAUCAGGUUCGGUUACUCAUUCAGGUCUUCCGGUGGCUGGUGGCCCGAAGUUGCUAGGCUGAUUUGUACAGAUUGCUGUGCAUGCAGGACAUACAGACACCAUUGUUGUUGAUUGGUGGUAUACAUUGUUGGCAAAACCUGUGCAGCUAUGUUUAUUUGAUUGGAAGGAGGCAAUGUUCGUGAUGCUGUCCGUAGUUUCUCCCCCACAUUUAAAUGCUUAGCUGUGCUGCAGUCUGUUUCUUUUUUUUUUUUUGAAGGAGCUGCAGUCUGUUUCUUGGGUAUGUAGUGUACGUUAUAGUCCAGUCAUAUCUCGUAACACCUAGCUUGUUCGAUAUGUUUCUUGGAGUGUGACGUCAAAACAAAGAUGAAUGUGUUGACUAUAGGCAGUUGCCUAAGAACCGCAUUCUAGCGGUGGUUAUUCUGAACAACUUAUUUUCAUUCCGGUUGACACAACAGUCUGAAUGCAAAACAAGAAAAGUCUGAAUCAUCUUUUUUGUAAGACAGCAACUUGUAAAUCAUCUAUCAAUUCUAUUGUUUUAUUUUUAUUUUUA
This is a messenger RNA of Aegilops tauschii subsp. strangulata, 2243 nucleotides long. Its product is annotated as cyclin-A1-4. The record is from RefSeq and is a predicted model, not a curated record. Lineage: Eukaryota; Viridiplantae; Streptophyta; Magnoliopsida; Poales; Poaceae. Gene Ontology annotation, molecular function: cyclin-dependent protein serine/threonine kinase regulator activity. Gene Ontology annotation, biological process: mitotic cell cycle phase transition.